UUUGUAAAAUGGCGUAAAUUGAUAUUUUCACAAUAAUUUUUGUACAAAAAAUUAAGAAUUCUUUUUCCAAACUUCAUACAAAUUGGUCUUUGAAAAUUGUCAAAGUCAAUUUUAUCAUGUUCAGUUCUCCAAGACGCGAUACCCUCGAUGGACCCAUUUUCCACUCAACGCCCAAGGAACGUGUGCGGGAGAUUUCUCCUGGUCCGAGAUCACCACCUAGAAUUCCAGUUAGCGUUUAUGGUUGGUACCGUGUCCUGGUUUUCUGCAAGAACCACCGAGAAACCAAGGGUCGUGUGAUGCGGCGCCUGCAUCGGCUGGUGAGUCCUCAUCCGUUGGCGCCGCGUUACAUGCACCCCGGUGGCGAAAAGGAUGCAACGCACGACAUCGACGCAUUUCUCACUUUCUACGUGAAUAGCUAUUUGAUAGCAAGCGAACUGAAUCGCCGAUGCAUGCGUGAACCCAAGCUGUUUCUGAAGAUCAGCGAUCGAAUGCCCCUGGUCAGGUUGGAUGAUUCGUAUAGGUGGCGACUGAAGAGAACGCUCAAGGCCAGGUACGACCCUCAGACUAGGGUUCUGGACCUUACACAGUUUUAUACCGACUACGCUUGGCGCAAUCAUUUCUGUGCAUUGGCCCAGCCGCAAUGCCUCGACGCGGCCAUCUCGAUAAUUUCCAGAUUCAUGCCGGACCUGCUAUGUCUGAAGUUGGAUCGCAACUUCCUGAGGAAUCUUCGGCCAUUGGCACACUUGGAUCGGCGCUUGCCGGAUCUUCGACGCAUCUCUCUGCUAAACAAUGACAUAGAUAGUUUGGAUAUGCUUCAGGUGUUUAAAGAUCUACCCAUGACGGAGUUGGACAUCAGGCACAAUCUUCUAUCCCCUGGCUACGAAGAGGACGUCAUCCGGAUGUGGCCCACUCUAAGAGUUUUGAACGGGACCUCCAUCGGGUUGGAGAUACGAAUAACUUGCGACGUUGAUCCGGUGGAGAGACUGAGUCGCCAGACCGGAAUGAAUUCAAUUUUCAGCCACCAACUACUAAUGCAAAACGAUGGCGACUUCUCGAAGGCACUUUGGGUAUUUGAGGAACUCUAUUAUGCCAAUCAGAUUCCUGAGAAAGCAUUCAUGUGAAUUUAAUGGAAACUUAUACAUUUUUAAUUGUAAUCUUUCCAUCAUGAACAAGA
Messenger RNA from Drosophila bipectinata, 1174 nucleotides. RefSeq names its product nuclear export factor 4 (gene nxf4). Gene Ontology annotation, biological process: poly(A)+ mRNA export from nucleus. Gene Ontology annotation, molecular function: protein binding; RNA binding. NCBI's taxonomy places the organism in Eukaryota, Metazoa, Arthropoda, Insecta, Diptera, Drosophilidae. The record is from RefSeq and is a predicted model, not a curated record. Gene Ontology annotation, cellular component: nucleus.